AAAGCAGUGAGGAGACACUGACAAAAGGAGGAACAAAAGCCGCACUGUUUCACCAUCCUUCCUGUGAUUUCGAGCGAGGUGCAGAUGAGGUGAGCUCCAUUCGUGAGAAGACUCGAUCAACGUGGAUCCGUUUCGUGAGCUUUCGCACGCGUUGCCACCCGGUGGUCGCAUGGGCGAGCCGGCAGUGGCCGGCUCCGUGGCGGGAGGCUUCCCGCCAACGGUUGGAGGAGCACCAACAGUUACGAGUUCGGUUCCACCGUCCAGUUCUGGGAAGAUGCAGACAGGAAGUCCAUCGCAGUACGUCAAACUGAAUGUAGGAGGAUCCCUUUACUAUACGACAAUUGGUACUCUAACGAAACUGGACUCGAUGCUACGUGCAAUGUUCAGCGGUCGCAUGGAAGUGUUGACCGAUUCGGAAGGUUGGAUUCUCAUUGAUCGAAGUGGAAAGCACUUUGGGACUAUUCUCAACUACCUCAGAGACGGAUCUGUGCCGUUGCCGGAUUCCCCAAGGGAAGUAGCCGAGCUCUACGGCGAAGCCAAGUACUACCUUAUCCAAGGACUAAUUGAGACUUGUGAAACGGCUCUACGCAAGCAACCGGUAGUUGAGGCUAUUUGCCGCGUACCGCUUAUCACUUCGGAUAAAGAAUGCCAGCAGUUAAUACAAGCGACUGCUAAGCCAGUGGUCAAAUUGCUGAUUAAUCGACACAACAAUAAAUAUUCGUAUACCUCGGCCUCGGAUGAUAAUCUCCUCAAGAAUCUCGAAAUGUUCGACCGUUUGUCUUUGCGCUUCAGCAGUCGUAUAGUUUUUAUCAAGGAUGUCAUCGGCACGAACGAAAUCUGUUGCUGGAGUUUCUACGGUCACGGAAAAAAAGUGGCAGAAUUUUGCUGCACAUCCAUCGUGUACGCAACCGACAAAAAGCAUACAAAGGUUGAGUUUCCAGAAGCCCGAAUUUAUGAAGAAGUACUUAAUAUCUUGCUGUACGAAAACAGACAGCAGCCUGAUCCCGAGCUAAUGCAAGCGACUUCACAGCGCGGGGCAGGUCUGCAGCGGUCUGCGGCAGCUGUAAGUGAUGACGAAGAUAUCGAACUUAAACAACAGGGGCCACCAGUCCUUGAGGUUCAGGCAGGACCAUCGCGAAGAGAAGGUGGUUCAUCCUCGGCCUUGGCUAUCUUCAGAAGUGGUAAGAACGCCUCAGCAGGAAACAGCGGAAAUAAUUAAAUAACCACAAGUAGCAACGACAUUUACGCGGAGUCACAUUGGCCUACAACGAAACCACUGAGCAGCCAACAAGAGAAAAGUGGACAUUUGCUGCGUCAUAGCUGAAUCGUUUAUAUACAACCUAAUAGGCCACAACCCAAUACUGCAACAUCGACAUGUUGUGGAUUUCGGAAGCAGGUUUCGUUGCUGCGGCAACAUCUCAAUCAUUAUCAACGCUAGUCACGUAAUCCUGUUUUUAAAUCAUAAUUCCUGACAAAAUAACUGGAAGCAUUAAUUUGCUUAUGACUACUCGGUAAUUUUUGGAUGUUUAUUGUACUUACGUUCCAAUUCUGUUAGCUCAUUGUACGACUGAAAGAAGCACAAGCUAUUCAGUUGUGAGGAUGAGGUGCUUGCACCUCAACCUUUACUUUUGUAUCCAUCCUAUUGAUCUGGCAAAUGAGAAAUAGAAAAAUAGAGACCAAAAUAUUAAUACGUGCUAUCACACUUGAGGUGCGUGGAAGUAACAAUUUAAGAACACGGUAUAUGGCUACCCAGGGCAGCAUAAUUUGUCGUCGUGUUCUAGUGAUGGUUUCAAAGACACGUGUAACACGGUGGCAACCGACAACAUUUCAGUUGUAAAUGUAUGUACCUAGAAAAAGCAUUGCUCGCCACGAAAGUUAUCAUAUCGGUUUAAAGUUUUGUUAAUUUUGUAACUUUGCGCACUCAACUGUUGAUACUUAUUGAAUCGAACUACUCCACUUGAAUUCCUGGCUGAUUUUCCUGGAGAGACGGCAUCUAUCACUGAGGAAAAUCAGCACAAACUUGCCAUUGAA
Messenger RNA from Varroa destructor (honeybee mite), 2031 nucleotides. Its product is annotated as BTB/POZ domain-containing adapter for CUL3-mediated RhoA degradation protein 3. The record is from RefSeq and is a predicted model, not a curated record. Gene Ontology annotation, molecular function: protein binding. Gene Ontology annotation, biological process: protein homooligomerization. NCBI's taxonomy places the organism in Eukaryota, Metazoa, Arthropoda, Arachnida, Mesostigmata, Varroidae.